Quercus robur (English oak) is the source of this 3466-nucleotide messenger RNA. RefSeq names its product putative pentatricopeptide repeat-containing protein At4g17915. Gene Ontology annotation, molecular function: protein binding. Bases 301 to 1671 code for a protein of 456 amino acids. The transcript has 4 exons. Lineage: Eukaryota; Viridiplantae; Streptophyta; Magnoliopsida; Fagales; Fagaceae. The record is from RefSeq and is a predicted model, not a curated record.
CCCACAACUGUGUCCAAGAAAGUCACAGACACAAAGAAGAAUACAGUUCAGUGUCUCUCUGUGUCUCUCUCUCUCUCUCUCCGUCGAUCUUGAUUUAUUAGUUGGAGAAGAAGGGAUACGAAUUAAGGUUGUGGAAUCUGACUGAUUUGGGGUUCCUGUUGGUCAAAAUCUUUGAACAAGUACCUAUGUCUGGGAAAUCUGCUUUGCAGUUUUCAAUUCAACUUCUGGCUUGGUACUGUUUUCAUUUCUGAUUGGGGAAUAUGCAGGUUUCAAUGGUAGUUAUCUGGGGUGUUGUGAAUAAUGGUUUGUAGAUUGUCAACUAGGUUGUUGAAUAUUAGUAUUGCUGGAUUUUGUAAAUCCAGGCAAUUGGAAAAGGCUGAAGCGGUUAUAAUUGAUGGUAUAAGAUUAGGGGUUCUCCCAGAUGUGGUAACUUACAAUACACUGAUUGAUGCAUAUUGCCGUUUUGUCAGCAUGGAUGCAGCUUAUACUAUUCUUCCUAGAAUGAGAGAAGCUGGUAUAAGUCCAGAUGUCAUUACAUACAAUUCUUUGUUAGCUGGUGCCACCAGGAAUUGCUUAUUAUCACAAUCGUUGGAUAUAUUUGAAGAAAUGCUUCAAUCAGGUAUACAUCCUGAUGUAUGGAGUUACAACACUUUGAUGCAUUGCUUCUUUAAAUUAGGAAAACCGGAUGAAGCUUAUAGGGUUUUCCGGGAUAUCAUACUUAGCAAUCUUUCUCCUUGUCCAACUACAUUUAACAUCAUGAUCAAUGGCCUUUGUAGAAAUGGAUACAUGCAUAAUGCCCUUGGUUUAUUUAGGAAUUUACAACGUCAUGGAUUUGUCCCCAAAUUAGAGACUUAUAAUAUUCUAAUUGACGGGCUUUGCAAGGCAGGCAGAUUAGGGGCUGCAAGGAGUGUCCUCAAGGAACUUGGGGAAUCAGGUCUUAAACCAAAUUGCAUAACUUAUACUACAGUUAUGAAACGCUGCUUUAAAUCUAGGCAGUUUAAACUAGGGCUUGAGAUCUUGUCAGAGAUGAAGAGUGAAGGCCAUACGUUUGAUGGCUUUGCAUACUGCACUGCCAUUAGUGCUUUAGUUAAGAUGGGCAAGAUAAAUGAGGCAAAUGAUUGCAUGGGGCAGAUGAUCAAGAAUGGCAUCGUGCUUGAUUUAGUGUCUUAUAAUACCCUAAUUAAUCUUUAUUGUAAAGAAGGUAAGUUGGAAGCUGCCUUUAAUUUGUUGGAUGAGAUAGAGAAAAGGGGUUUGGAAUGUGACAGGUAUACUCACACAAUUAUUAUUGAUGGAUUGUGCAAGGCCGGUAAUAUUGAAGGGGCUCAACAACAUUUGAGUUACAUGAAUACUAUGGGCUUUGAUUCAAACUUGGUUGCCCUCAACUGCAUGAUUGAUGGGUUGUGUAAAGCUGGUCAGAUUGAUUGUGCAAUGAAAUUGUUUGAAUCUAUGGAGAUUAAGGAUUCUUUUACCUACACAUCCUUGGUGCACAACCUUUGUAGGGCAAGGAGAUUCCGUUCUGCAUCCAAGCUUUUACUGUCUUGCUUAAAAGGUGGCAUGAAAAUACUCAAGUCUACCCAACGUGCUGUCCUCGACGGUCUUUGUAAUUCGGGGUAUACAAGUGAAGCAAGGAAGCUUAAAUCAAAAAUUUGGUCGGCUCGUCUGUUACAUUGAUGAUUUGCAUAUGUUUUCAAGUGUUAUCCUAUUUGGAUAAGUGCUAUCCUAUUUGGAUCAAGGUCUAAGAAAUUGCCAUGUGAAUCCCCUGGUUGUAAGUGUCCAGUGUUUUGGACUAAUAAGCCUUAUACUGAGAAGCAUAUUAGUACCAUAGUCAAUCUUAUUUAAUGGACAGUGACUCAGUAUAGUUUUUGCUGUCCAUACAUUUCAUAUCUAACAUUCCAUCUGGUGAUGCAUAUGAUUGGAAGAUUUUGCCAAAUAACUUUAGGCAUAUCCAAAGAAAACUAGGCACAUCUGGGAAGCUUUUAGAUGUGGCAGUUGCUUCAAGUUGAUGGACUCACAGGAUCUUUUGUCUAUUAAAUUGUUAGCCACCCCCUAUUCAUACAAUAUUCCCUCAUGACAAGACUGAAUCUACAAGAACCAAAGCAAAAAGAAAAUAUAAUGACAUAGAGAUUGAUGAUCUGUUACCCCUUUGGUAAGAAAUCGGCUUUCAUUGUGUACUGGUUUGAUUUGAAGGUCCAUUAUGUGAUUGUGCAAGGACUACCAACAAAAUUCUUAAAUCUCAUCCAAUUUUGUCAAAAUUUCCCCUUGAUAGAAGCUACGCACAUUUACUAAGAAUUCUAGCUGUUGAAGUAGAUCUCAAUUUGAUGACAGAUUUCUCUGUUUUUAGGAUUAGCCUUAAAUUCUCUUGAAUAAUAAUGGAUACAUGUGUGUGUGUGGUAUAUUUCUUAGGGCGCCAAAAGGUGGCCAACGGGCAGGAUUAGCAGGCUCAAUGGUUUCCUCUGGGAUGUAGAGUGUGAACUAGUAUAGGAUUUGACACUAAUACAGUUACUAAUGAGUCAUGACAAUGUUUGUUCAUCUAUAUGAAAUAGAUUGUUUGUCUAUGUCUUGGUAUGUGAUCUUAGACAAUAAUUGGGUGAUAUUGGUGGAACACUAGUGAUUAGUGAGGGAAUAAUGGCGGACUUUGGGACCUGCUGCCAUGUGUUGGGGAUUAGAAAUGGAGACAUGUCAUUUGGACUUUCUUCUUUACUUUUUCUCCUCUUCUUUUAAGGUGUUGUUUACUAUAAGCUGCUUGCUUUUUAGGUUUGCAAGUUGCAACUCAUUCAUGGGAGUUGGUGCUGUUGAAAACCCAUAUCAGUUGCAAUUCAGCUGGCUCUCUCUGGUUAUCCCAAAUAAAAUGAUCUUGCUUCCAAUGUUGCCACUAUAAUUCCAUAAAUAUGUUUUGGUUGACAUUUAAAAAAUCUGUAUAAUAUUGGACUAAGAAUUAUCAAUUUGUUGCAGGUCUUGUGGUAGAGGUUGGGCAUUGGUGCGAUGGCAAGUGCCUUCCACCAAAAGCAAUAGGUCUUGUGUUCGAGUCCAGGAAUCAGCCUCUCUUAUUCAUCUCUCUCAUAUCUUACAAAAGUGGGAGUUUUGUGCAUUGGUUACUACCUUUUUAUUGCAGAUCUUAUGUAGGAAGAGGAAUUGCAUUGGGUGACAAAUUGAACGUGGCACAAUGAAAAAGCUUAGUUGCAUUGUUGGAGUGACAUCUUAGAAGUAGCUUAGAAGUGUUACGAUGUCUUGGCUAACACCCAAAGAAGAUAUCAAGCUUAGAUGCACUGUGACGCUGGUGGUAAGAAGGUCAAUGCUAGCAACUUUAAGAUUACUGAUGAUUUCGUUUAUAUCAAGGGAGAUCUAGAGUAUGUACACUACUGUUACCUAAGCUAUCCAAUAUAGUCAACUGUCGGAUAAAACAUUCUAUAUGCAAAAUCAAGGUGUUAUACUGUUAUUCAUUUAUUUUGAGAAUAAAGAUAUGAUG